AUGGCCACAGUCAUCACAGAUGCAGCUAGGCUUUGCCUCACGUCGUUUCAGCAAUGUUUCCAACUGUCGGCCUAUCUCUCGCCGCGAGAUUUAUCGUUGGUGGAAGACCAAUUGGCCAGGUUCUCACUAUGGACGGCGAAUAUCGGUGUUUUUGCAACAGGACGAGCGUCAUUGGAUCAUCGCCUCAGGGCGGCACCAGAGGUCCAUGAAGUCAUAAUCGACCUUUUGGAAGUGCUGAAUGAUCGCAUCCAGGAGGGCUACGCUUAUCUUGAAACUUGCGUUGUACCUCAGCGAAAUACUAGCAGAAGCGAAGUAGAUGAUCAGAUUAACACCAUUAUGAAGGAAAUCGCGAGCCAAAUAGCCCUGUUUCAUCGCCUUUCCAAUACCAUCAGAAGAGCUGGUAGCGAUGUCCGAAAUGAGAAGGCAGCUGCAUUAUGUCGAAUUUUGGACGAGGAGGGAAAUGAUGCGGAGCCGUUAUUGAGAGCCAUCUUUGCCAACUACAUUCGGGAUAAGUUCAUGGAAAUUGAUGAGACUAUAUUGCAGCGACUUGCAUCUGCAAUGGUGCUGCGACGGAAGAGAAUCUUGUACAGAAGAUAUCGAUACGGAGACGGCUCACUCCAUGUUGGGCAAAUAGGCCCUCCGUCAAUUCAAUCUCCACAGAUAGCUGCCGGACAGGAACCGCCAAACCGUCUCGAAAAAUCCGGGUAUGUCUCAGGAACCGCCGCAAAGUCUAGUGGUGAAUCGCAUACGGUCAUUAGUGCGACUACUCUAGUUGCGGAUAACUCAAAAAAGCCUCUGUCGCCCCUUCACGAGCUUCAGGGACAAAGACAGUUGCUUUGA
Penicillium nucicola is the source of this 840-nucleotide messenger RNA. RefSeq lists its product as uncharacterized. The transcript has 2 exons. The record is from RefSeq and is a predicted model, not a curated record. NCBI's taxonomy places the organism in Eukaryota, Fungi, Ascomycota, Eurotiomycetes, Eurotiales, Aspergillaceae. Bases 1 to 840 code for a protein of 279 amino acids.